CCCCUGUAUUUCGACCUGAACUUUCUCGAACAAAUUUCUGUUUUUAUGACAUAAAUUUGCAAAUAUUCUUCAUCGAUCUCCAUUUACUAGCAGUUUGUAAAGUAGAUGUAGUGCAGCUAUCCAAGUUUCCAGAUUCUCAAUCCAUAAGAAGUACCCUCAGCCUAUGGCUUACCUUGCAGCAUCAUUCUUUGCCCUACAACCUUCGUUCUCUUCUGCUCCUCGUUUCAUUCCUUUCCGUGUAAUCAUUAAAACUGGUUAUCCUGUUGCGAGCUUUGAGCUUCUCAACCUGAAUAGGACUUGCCAGGUGCGGCGUUCUCUUUUAACCAGUGCUGCCUCCCGGCCACCUCCAUCACAGCCUUCCUCUGGGACGAAUUUUUUCUCUG
Phalaenopsis equestris is the source of this 383-nucleotide messenger RNA. RefSeq lists its product as uncharacterized. The record is from RefSeq and is a predicted model, not a curated record. Lineage: Eukaryota; Viridiplantae; Streptophyta; Magnoliopsida; Asparagales; Orchidaceae.